Diaporthe batatas is the source of this 4137-nucleotide messenger RNA. RefSeq lists its product as uncharacterized. NCBI's taxonomy places the organism in Eukaryota, Fungi, Ascomycota, Sordariomycetes, Diaporthales, Diaporthaceae. The coding region runs from base 623 to 3796 and encodes 1057 amino acids. The transcript has a single exon. The record is from RefSeq and is a predicted model, not a curated record. Gene Ontology annotation, molecular function: S-adenosylmethionine-dependent methyltransferase activity.
GCCAGCUGCGAGGAGGUCCCCAUCCAGAUUCCUCGAUGGGCCAUGCUGCCAUGCUGCUCGAGUUUGCAUGAGCCUGCAGCCCCCCCUGCUCUCGCCCAAUGUGAGCACAUGGCGGGCUGGCGGGCAAGCAGGACACGCGGGUGUGGUCACACCUCCGUCGCCGUUGCUGGCCCUGCUGGCCCUGCUGGCCCUGCUGGCCCGGGUUGCCCAGAGUUUGCCGUCCCUCGUCUGCACGCCAUUAGCCGCUCAAUGGGAUACUGUGGGGCUUCCUGUGCGAGCAUCAUGAUGCCCGGCGCCUGCCAGACGGGUCGACGGGUCGAGGUCGGCCGUCUCGUCUGUUAAAACUGAAUUCAUCACCCCAGUCCUCCACGGACCGCCUCCUCCUCCCCCAUUUCCCUUCUUCACGACGACUCAUCCGAGUUUGCCACAUUUGAGUGCUUCGCUGUGCGAGCCAUCCUAUCGUUAGCCUUUUAUUAACAUCUCCUAGUCUUGGUCUUUUUCCCCCCUACGGCGCAGAGCGUCGUAUUGCAGCAUCUCCAUCCUCCGGAGGAUAGGGUUCUUUUUAUAUCCUAUGAUGACCGCAUUUUGUACUACUGCAACUGCGACCUAAGAAUUUCCCAUAAUGGCAGAGCUGCUUGUUCUCCCCCAGAAUGCUGACCACGAGCCCACCCUGCAGGGUCGGAGGCGGCGCCGUGGUCUUAAUACAAUAAUCGAGGAAGAGAACGAGGACUAUGUCUCGCCCACACGCUUGCCCUUCAUGAGGAAAACCACGGCUAGGGACAAGACUGCAGACCAGGAGAGACUCCAGGCGUGGUUGGCCCCCCUCGAUGCCAUAUCCAGCGAAGACUUGCCCACCCCAAGGGCCUUCCCAACCCCGAGGGGCUUCCACUUCAUGACCGCACCAACACUGCCAUCCUCACCCUCGUCGGCCUCGGCCUCCGGUGAGGAAGGCAGCUCCCACGGCUCAUCCUCCUCACGUACCAACUCCUGGAACAGGCACAGUGCCAUGACAGAUGUCACCGAGUUUGAUGAUCUGUACGGCGUAUCCGACGAGAGUGAACCCGAGAUCGAGUCCAUGAGAGCGCCAAGGAACAGGAAGUCAAAGGGUCCUCUGGUCUCAUCGAGGACAUCAUCCAGCGAGGCCAGGAAAGCACUGCCACAGCUCGUGAUUCCCGGUGGACACCAGCUCAACACCGUCAAGUGGUCGCCAAAGCAUCAAGAUUUGAAGAAGACACUCGUGUCGCCGGUGCCCCCAACACCACCGUCAGCUGUCGCCAUGUCUCCAGCCAUGCUGUCUUACAUGCAGGCUCAGCAUGCUCAACCCAUCCCGACCAUCUCAGCACCGCCCUCGCUCGACGGCUCAUUGGAUGGAAGCCUCACCUCCGAACAGCUGGCGGCCAUGUCGGCGCCUCCUACUCCGGUAAUGGGCAACGAGGAUCCCGAGGAUAGCGGGGACUGGACCGGAAUCCAGCUCCAGCCCGGCGCCCUGGCAACCUUGCAGGCCUUGUCUGGCCACGAGGCAGAUGAGGAGGACCAGCCUCAACACGAGCAACCCAUUGAGGUAUCUAGGGAGCCAAUGGCAGAGUCAAGACAGGCGCCGCCUCGUCUGAUGACCAGGAACCUGUCGAGGGCAACCAUCGCGCUCUCACCCGCGCAACAGAGAUCCAUGACUGGCCUGACCAAACUAGACAUCCCUUCGCCUGGUGGUUUCUUCUCCGGCCUCUCCCCACGCACUCGGACGACAUGGCACCUCGAGACCCCGCCAGCAGACGAGGUCGCACCCCCGACUUCAACCACAGCUGAGCAAUUCUACAGGCUUCCCUGGAACAUUGCUUCCGCGCCUGCUAUGCCACCCCCACCAAGACCGGAACAAAUCGUUGAGCACGUCGUGGAGAUUCCAGAGGCCGCCGAGGAGGAGGUCCAGACAGCAAAGCGAGUCGAGGAGCCUGUCACUGCGAGGAGAAUCCCCGACUCGCAAUUGGAGUCUUUCCCCGAACUCGACGAGGAUGUUCACUCGCCGACAUCACCGAAAGAAGAAGACCACGUCAAGGAAAUCGUCGUCGACUACGACCCAGAAUACGCCCAAAAGCAACAAGAAAUCUCUGCGUCGCACCUCAACCGUACCGAGGUUUGGCUGCGCGCGCAGUUUGCGUACCUGAGAGGCGUUGGCUUCGAGUCCACUGAGGCAGAAGCAGAGACGGAGCCAGAGAAAGCGGCAGUCAUGACAGAGGAGUCACAAGAAGCGUCAGAUGAACUGGAAAAGCUGCCAACGACCCCGCCCAAGGGAUCCGUACUCAAGACGGCAAUUUCAGCCGCCUCGCCCGCAGCCAAGAAGUCUGUCCGCUUCUCAAACCGGCUCACGUUCGCCCCCGCCGAGGGCGAUAUCCCAAAGAACCUCCCGUCCAAGCUCCUGCGACAGGAGUCGGCCUUCUACCGGGCCUUCCAAUCCAUGACUGUCCGCUCGACCCGCGCCGACGUCUUCGUCCACCGGCUCCCCCGCUUCGAGGCCCUCCAGGCCGAACGCAUCUCGCUCCGCGAGCAGCACCGCGACCGUCUCUUGGGCAAGUACCAGCUCUCGGUGGUGCCCCAGUCGGCCAAGAAGAGGAUGAGCGCCAACGUGGCUCGCGGCGACGACGAGGUGUUUGAGGACCCGGAGAAGAUGCGCCUCGACAAGGAGGCCGAGGCUCUGAAGCAGAUGGCCAACGCCAACUGGCACGUCGCCGCGACCAAGAUGCUCAACGGGGGCAGGCUGGUGUGCGCCCCCGUGCACAAGCGGCUCGCGAGGCUCUCUCUCGCGCCCAGCAAGGGACGCCACGGUGGUGCCAUGCGCAGCCGCCUUCGCAUCCUCGACCUCGGCGGCCAGGCGGCGUGCGACUGGGCCUGGCACGCGGCACUGCAGUACCCCAACGCAAAGGUCUACACCGUGACGACCAAGGCCAUCCGCCAGCUGUCCAACUCCAACAUCCGCGGCCCGCCCAACCACAGGCAGGUUGCCGUCAACAGCUUGGGCCGCCUCCCCUUCGCCGACGACCAGUUCGACGUCGUCUCGGCCCGCGAGCUGCACAAUAUCCUCCGCUCUUCGGAGGUCUCCGAGAAGGUCGGCGGCGACGAGUGGGACGCCUGCCUCCGCGAGGUCAUGCGCGUCCUGAAGCCCGGUGGAUACGUCGACUUCAGCGUCAUGGACUCGGACCUCGUCAACGCGGGGCCUCUGGGCCUCGCCAAGAGCGUCGAGUUCGGCUUCACCCUCAAGACGCUGGGCUACGACCCGGCCCCAACGAGGUCCUUCCUGUCGCGCCUGUCGCGCGCCGGGUUCGAAGACGUCCACCGCGGCUGGGCGGUCCUGCCGCUCGGCCCCAAGCCCGCCGCUCGGCCGGGGCCCGUCCGCUACGGGCCAAAUGGCCCCGUGGGCGCGGAGCCCUCGCCCCCAUCCGGUGGCAAGACCCUCUGCCUGGACGCCAUGGCGCCGGGCAGCCUUCCCGGCAGUACCGAUGCCGCGGCUGCGGUCGCCGGCCUCGCGGGCACAUGGAGCUGGGAGCGGUGGAUCCUGCGGUGCGAGAUGGAGAAGGCCGCCGGGGAGGCGCACAGCGGCUUCUCGCUCGCCGACACCGUGACCACCGAUGGUGGUGCCAUGAAGGAGGCGGGCAAGAGCCUCGAGGGCGUGCACGCUGUUGUUGAGGAGGGCAGGGCCUGCGGGGCUGGGCUCAGGCUGCUGAAGGGCUAUGCAAGGAAGCCCGAGAGGUCGGUUACGCAGGAGGUGCUGGACGCUCUCGAGUGCCUCGAUGUGACGGAAUACUGAAGGCUGACAAUUACCGUCUGGCCUCUAAUUUUUCGAUACCUCGCAUACCAUGUGAUUUCUUUUUCCUUCCUAUAUUCCCCUUUUUCUUUUGACGGGUUUCUUUAUGGGUUCAUAGCGUAUCGGGCGGGGAUGAUCUGUACGAUGGAUGGUGAAUGAUUAUACAUGGGCAUGGACAUGGGGCAUACGAGACUUUUUCUAACUAUCGACAUCGUCUUGUAGACAUUUCAUUUGUGUCUGGUCCACCGGGGUCCUUCCUACACGUCCCGGCUUACUUGUACAAUACAUCAUCGAUUACAGAGCAAGUAGAUAUAUACAUAUAUAUACACGCUAUCGGAUGGGGA